Molecule: messenger RNA, 2077 nt
Organism: Phragmites australis (common reed)
Lineage: Eukaryota; Viridiplantae; Streptophyta; Magnoliopsida; Poales; Poaceae
Exons: 6
Coding region: 167-1756 (529 amino acids)
Source: RefSeq, a predicted model, not a curated record
CGGUUCAAAAAAUUUCAAACCCACCGACCCCAACGGCAACUCCGGAACUCCCCAUCUCCCCACUUUCCCCACUCCAUCCCCUCGUCUCCGCGACUCCGCCGUUUCAUCAAUUGAAGGCUUCACGCUCCUCGUCCUCGAUCUCCCCUCUCCCACGACGCUCGCGGCCAUGGAUCCCCACCCCACCCCCUUCCCAGGGAAGCGGCGGUCGGUUCCCGCGCCGGCCGGGCCUGCGGUGAAGGUGGCAGCGGCGCCCAAGCCCAAGUCUAUCGCCGCGGUGCGCGCGGCGAGGAUGGCCAAGAGAUCGCCGACCGGCAACGCCAACGCCGCCCCGCUGCCACGUCCGCCACGGCGCGCGUUUGGCACCAUCAGGAGCAGCAACGCCCCGGCCGAUAAGCCACCGCCGCCGCAGAAGCCUGUGAAGGUGUCACCUCCGCCGCUGCAGAAGCCCUCGAGGGUGUUGCCGCCGCCGCCGCUGCAGAAGGCUUCGAAGCUGUCGCCGACGAAUCCGGUCAGGGCGACGAAGCCAUCCAGGCCUGUGGCAAAGCCCCUGAAGAAAGCCGCCCCGGGUGCGGAUUUGGAGGCGAAGGCCAGGAAGAUGAGCCAUCGAGUGAGCUUCAAGGACGCCGCGCCUGUGGACCUCAGAAGCGGAGAGAAGAUGAAAGCUUCCACCUCCGACGCGGCUGGGCACACACCGAUGGGGGCUAUGAAAGCCGUGGAGAAGCCAGCUAAGGUAGUGGCUGCAGAGACGCCGUUCUUUAGCGCGCAGAAUUGCAGCAGCUGCACGCUCAACCAGCUUGAGUCGUCCACGUACUGGUUGGCGCAGAUCCGUCUGGCCGAGUCUGUUGGAAAGCACUGGGUUGCUGCGGCGUUCUUUCGCCUUGCAUUUGAGUGCCAAGCUCAGCCAAUUCACAGGAUCCAAAGUGAGCUCAGGAGUUACAGUGUGCGCCAUGAGAGUGCUGGCACUUUGACCCCUUUGUUCGAUGAGCUUCUCACUGCCCAUGGCAUGCCGGUGAACCAACCAAAGUUUGACACUGAUGGUUUUGAGAGGGUGGAGACACCUUUCACAACAAAUGAAGUAGACAAAAAGCUUGACACUGAUGCCUUUAAAGUAUAUGAGUGCUUGGAAUCUGACUGUGGUGAUCUUAUUGAUGUGGGUGCUGUCAUUGUUGACAAACAUGGUGAGGACGGAAUGGACCAACCGAGCUUUGAGAGGAAACUGGACGAAAGUUUUGAGUUUGAUGACUGUGAGGCUGUAAUUGUGGACGGGCUAGAUGAAGCAAACUUUGAUCUACAAAAGAAUGUCGAGGUGAAAGUUCCUUGCAGCAGUGAAAUAGUCCAGUCAGCAUGCAGAUCCUCCAUUGAAAUGUCGAGUCCUAGAGGAUCUAUAGUAGUAAUGGAUUCUUCUUCAGGACGGCUCUCGUUGGAUAACCCUUUAGAUAUAUUGUCUCCCAGCAUGAGGAGUUCAUAUGCAGAGCGCUUAUCUUCUGGUAGCCCUUUUGACUUGAAGUCUCCGUUGUCGUCGAAGAAGCUAACAUCCAGUUGCCCUUCUUAUAAGAAGUCUGCUUCCAUUAGAGACCUGUCUUCAAAGCGGAUGCCAUCUGUUAGCCAUUCUGAUGGGGAGCACAAUGCUACUGGCAGAGCUGCUGAACAUCAUAGCAAAGUGACUCAAGACGUGGCAUCUGAGUCUCCUGCUUUAGUUGAUCAUCUCGAGUCAAAAGGACCAGUGGAGGAUGCUGCCAAUAAUGAGAUCCAUUAGCAGCUGGAGCUGGAGUCAAGACUCAACACAACCGCAAUAGUUACUGUGUUAGGUUGGUUGGCGUGUGCUUGUAUAUGUAGUCCAUUAUUAAUCUGGAGCUUGCUUAGUUUGCUUCGGUCUGGGAGCAGGAUCAUAUGUGUGCUUGCUUCUGCUUAUGGUUUUUCUUUAACCAGUCCAAGAACAUACGUGUGAACCUUGGUCAUGCUCAGAUGACCUUUGUGAGAUUGUUUAGUUUAUCGUUUGUAUGCUUGCUUAGCAUAACUGGGUUGUGGCCUCUCUCUGUAUGAUGCGGAAAUCAAUCAAACCUUUGGGAAUAGACUU